AUGACCAUACAUAAUAAUAAAAAUAAUUUUAGUAAUAAUAAAGACACAAAUAAUUUAGAAUUUAAAAAUGUAGAAGAUGAUCAUGAUAUAUAUUAUGUAGAUAACAUGUCAAAAUCAUCAUUUCAUAGAGCUUUGGUGGUUUCUUGUGUUUACUUUGAUUUAAAAGUUGAAAACGAUAAAGUUCUGUUUUGCAAAUACAUUUACGAACCUAAAGACACUCAAAUUGUCUAUCAUGUUGGAAAAUCCAAGUUAUCUCUAAAAACAAUAGAAAAAAGAGCUUCAACCAUAAUAUCACAGUUUAAGUAUAAUAUUCUAACAAAUAACUGCCAUACUUUUUGUCGUAAAGUAGCAAAAGCUAUUGUAGAGGAUAAAAAGAGUUUCAAAAAAAAUGCUCCACCCCCUUGGGAUAUGACUAAGAGUUCUACAUUAAGUCGUCGUCCACUCACGAUGGAUUAUAAUGAAUUAAUACCUAAAGUUAAAGAAUUACAAAUUAAAUUGUUUAAUUCUAUAGAAAAUAUUCCUUUAGGGAUUUUUAUUUUCCAAGAUGGAGAUUUUGAAAAUGUUCAUAAAAUUAAAAAAACUAUCCCAGAAAAAAAAAAUAUAAAUCCAUCUUUUAAUGAUUUUUCAAAAAGUGUAAAUAAUAAUAACAAUAAAAACUUACCUAUAACAAACAGCAAGGAUCAAUCUAUAAAUAACUCCAAUGAUAUUAAUAGUAAACAAACUAUUAAUAAUAAUAAUAAUUCCAAUGAAAAUAAAAAUAAAAGCACCGUUAAUAGUACCCCAAAUAACAUUAUAAAUAAAAAUAAUAAUAAUAUCAACCCUCUUUUAUUUAAAAGUAAUAUGGAACCAAAUAAAAACAUUCCUGAUACAAGUUCCAAAAAUAGUAAUAAUCAAAUCUAUCCCAUUACAAAUAGUGUCCACCCCAAUAAUUUUACAAAUGACCCUAAUUCCACCAAUAAUGUUCCUCAUCCUUUAAGUAAUAGUAAUUAUCUUCCCAAUUCUAACAAUAAUACAAAUGGUUAUAAUUAUACAUAUGGUUAUUCUCCUAAUUAUGUAAAUUAUCAUAAUUUUCAAAAUAGGUAUCCUGUAAAUCCCUCAAAUAAUGAAAUAUAUAAUACUAAUCAAAAUAUCCCUGCCUAUAAUCAACCUAUUUAUAUGAACAAUGUUCAUAGUAGUAACACUAAUCCCAAUUUUUAUAAUAGUAACAAUUGCUAUACUCUCAGUAAUCAUAAUAAUAAUUAUAACAACAGUGGUCCAAAAACUCCAUAUUCCCCCAAUGACAAUUUAAAUCAUCCCCCAAUGGUCUCACAAUCUCAAUCAUAUAGUGGUUACCACUCUUCUAAUACCAAUACCAAUAAAGAAAUUAAAAACAAUAGUCCAAAAAAAUAUUGUUCUAAAUGUCAAAAUUUUUAUAAAUCAACAGGUUCCACUUCCCAUUCCCAAAUUUGUUCAGGAAAUAAAAAUGAAAAAAAUAAACCAAAUAAUUUUUAUAUCCCCAAAACCAACAAUGUACAUCCUCCACCCCCAAUAGCAAAUGAAAAUAUAAUGCAAUACUCAAUUACUGAAAACGCAAAUCCUUUAGCCUCUAGCUCUGGGGUUGUAACUACUACUACUACUACAGUAUUUUCAAGAUUGUUUUGA
Dictyostelium purpureum is the source of this 1641-nucleotide messenger RNA. RefSeq lists its product as uncharacterized. Lineage: Eukaryota; Evosea; Eumycetozoa; Dictyosteliales; Dictyosteliaceae. The transcript has a single exon. The coding region runs from base 1 to 1641 and encodes 546 amino acids. The record is from RefSeq and is a predicted model, not a curated record.